Planococcus citri (citrus mealybug) is the source of this 2348-nucleotide messenger RNA. RefSeq lists its product as uncharacterized. The coding region runs from base 153 to 2153 and encodes 666 amino acids. Gene Ontology annotation, molecular function: G protein-coupled receptor activity. The transcript has 3 exons. Gene Ontology annotation, cellular component: membrane. Lineage: Eukaryota; Metazoa; Arthropoda; Insecta; Hemiptera; Pseudococcidae. The record is from RefSeq and is a predicted model, not a curated record. Gene Ontology annotation, biological process: cell surface receptor signaling pathway; G protein-coupled receptor signaling pathway.
AGCAGCAUGAUUAUUAUAAACGAAGAAAACAAGUUAUUUACACAUAGACACUCAUUUCGUUUCUGGUCAGUGCAGAUACAGUGAUACCUAUCCAGCUCCAUAUGCGUGAUAUUAAAUGCAUUAUGUGAUCCGCGAAGACAAUACCAGAUGCCAUGCUUGAAAAAUUAUACUUGAUAAUCUGUUUAUUACAUGGAAGUGUUUCUCAAGAUGAAAGUAUGAAUGUAAACCACUUAUCAGAGGUAAAAAACUUGACAACUUCGGUGCAAGCGUUAAGGUUAGAAGAGAUGAUCUGUAAUCAGACUGAAAGCUGCCAACAAUCUCUCGAUACAAAUAAUCAGCGAAUAAGAUGCUGCAUGUGUGAUGAACAAUGCUCCAUUUACGACGAUUGCUGCACAGAUGCGAAAUAUAUCGAUAAUAGCCUAAGAGACGAAAAAUUCGCUUGCAUCAGUACACCACUCGAUGGACACAUUUACAUGGUAUACAGAUGUCCUCUACAUUACGAAAAUUCCAAAAUUAUUCACAACUGCGAAACAACAAAUAAGACUGAUUUUAUAAGUGAUAUGUUAUUAAAUACUCCGGUAACCAGCGAGACGAAAAAUAUUACUUUCAAAAAUGUAUUUUGCGCCAUCUGCAACCAAGAAAUACAAUUUGAAUUUUGGAACAUCGCGCUGCAUUAUAAAUUAACCAACAUCCAAAACGUUAGAAUUUUUCCACAAUACUUUACCACUACUGAAUCCGAUUUACAGAUUACUUCUGAUUUAAUACUGUACAAUUUACAGAAUGAAAAAAAUUAUUCUAAAUUAAUGUCGGAUGUUUACGGAUCGAGGUAUGAAUGUGAUUUAAAAAUUGAAAUGCCUUCACAUUUCAGGGAUACGAAAAGAUAUUGUAAUUCUUUUGAAAAUCAAUCAGUUUCAGAACAAGGAAAAAAUCCGAGUUUAAAUUCAAGUCAUCGAGAAUUUGAUGAAAGUAUUUCAAACACGUUCAAAAUUAAUUUAAAUAAUUCCCUUCUACCAAAACUAAAUCACUGCGAAGACAUACCGUUUAAUAGCCACACCUAUGAAAUGCUUUGUUUUCCAAGAUCAAACUCCUUCACAAAAAAGCAACUGGAUAGUGAACAUUGUUUUUUCAACACAUUUGAGGGAAAACCCUGUUUAUUAAAUGUAUGGUUGAAAGAAAAUGAAGACUUUUAUCACCUCGAUAAUGAAACAAUAUUCGUUGAAAAAUAUAACAGCAAAUUUAAUGCAGCAGAAUGGGUACGACAAGUUGAUACAGAAAACGAAGUAUUUCUCUGUGGUACUGAAAUACCUAUUUCCGACGAGAGGAAAUUCCACAGCAAGAUAAAUUACAUUAUAUCCAACAUACUGGUAAAAUUUUCAAUUUUAUUUCUAAUCGUGCAUUUAAUAUGGAGCGCGAGUGAUAAUAAAUUGCAAAGUUUACCAAAUAAAAUAAUGUACUCGUACUCUUCAAUGUUACUAAUAGUUUACGUACUUUGGGAUAUGGAGGAACGAUUGCCAUCUUGUCAAAUUUUAGCCGUACUUUUACAUUACUCGAGCUUAAGUUGUUUCACAUGGUUGUUAAUCGCUUCGUAUGAUUGUUGGCUAGUCAUUUGUCAUUCGUCAGCAAAAUUUCAAACAUUCGCUGGAAAAUCUCGUUUAAAAAGAUAUUUAUUAUAUUGUUUUUGGGGCUGGGUUUCCCCACUAUCCAUUAUAUCGAUAGCGUUGUAUUUUGAAUUUGCUCCCAAUAAUAAAAUACCAUGCUAUUUGAAACCAGGUUAUGGUAGACUGAAACAGUGUUUCGUAGCUCAAGAAACGCCUUUAAAUUAUUUUUAUCAUUAUCCCACAGCUGUGAUAACUUGUUUUAAUAUUUCGUUAUUUUUACAUACCUCGUAUCAUAUUUUUAAGAAUAAAAGAAAAGAUAUCACGUCGACGAUUCAAAACACAAAUUCGUACGUGAUUUUUGUAAGAUUAUCAUUAAAUAUGGGUAUCGUUGCAUUUAUGGUCCUUUUAUGGGCCUUGUACAUAUUGGUAGUGAAAACUGAUUUCAUUUUGUUUCAUACCAUACAGAAAAUAUUCCACGCUGCUCAAGGUAUUUUUAUGUUUUUAUUAUUCAGUUUGGACAAAAAUAUGCUCAAAAAAUUUUUACCGAGCAAGUAAAUUAAAAAUAUUGGGAAACAUUUUGAAAAUCUGGAACGUAUUUUUCCUCGAAUGUAUUAGUCAAGCUAAUCUGCAAAUUAUGAUUGUGUAAUUUAAAAUAAAAGACAUGUAAAUCGAUUAAGCAUUAUACAAUGGCCCAAGUGUUGAAAAAGAUGUUGAAGACAACAAUGAUUAAAUAAUUAUUUCUCAAUGAUA